AUGUUGAAUCCUGAAUUUGCUGUGUUUCAGGUCCUGUUUGCUGCAGGAUUAUGGCAUUUCUUUUUCUUUGCUGUAUUGAUCUUUCUUGGGCCAUUUUAUUUAAAAAACUUGAUCUCUGCUGUUGUUGUCACCUCAUACGAAGUCGAGACUAUGUCCAUUAAUGAAGAGGUAUGUUGCAGAUGAUUUGUUGAGCGGACUUACCAACGAAAGGGUCAGGAAGGGUAGUAGAGGGAAAUAAGGUAUGGUAAGGUAUGUAUGGUAUGGUGUUGUAUUGGGCAUUGGAUGUUAUAUGUGUGUAUGGUAUGAUGUGAUGUGAUAUGGUAUGGUAUGGUAUGGUAUGGUAUGGUAUGAUAUGAUAUGAUAUGAUAUGAUAUGGUAUGGUAUGGUAUGGUAUGGUAUGGUAUGGUAUGGUAUGGUAGACGGCAAUAUGUACAAAAAAAUUCCAAAAAUCAAACUCACAAACUAUUUUUUCCCAAGGACGCCAAGAAUGGAGAACUCCUAGCCACGGCGUUCUCGGCUUUCACCUUGCCUGGAAACUCAAACAGAAUAAGCACCAAGAUACAGAAAGAUACGAACUGUAAUGUUGACGAGUAUGAUAGGCGGAAAAGUUAUGGAGAGUACGACAGACGAAAGAGUUAUGGGGAGUACGAUAGGCGAAAGAGUUAUGAAGAAUAUGAUAGGCGAAAAAGUUAUGAAGAAUAUGAUAGGCGAAAGAGUUAUGAAGUACCUUUAGAUAGUCAAUCUGAUAUUUACCAGCUGCGAGAGUUGGAGCACAGGGCGCCCAAUCAAGAUGAAAUAUCGAAUUCGCAAACGUCUAAAGAUGUCGCUUCUCUUCGUAAGGAAUUAUAUCGCUUAGUGAGCAGUCGAGAACUGGAGGUUUUUAUAACGUUCUGUAUUGUGGCAAAUACUGUUGUCAUGGCGACUGAACACUAUGGCAUGUCGUCCACGUUAGAUACUGUUAUCUCAGUGUCAAAUUAC
Paramuricea clavata is the source of this 978-nucleotide messenger RNA. The record is from the annotation of a GenBank genome assembly. Lineage: Eukaryota; Metazoa; Cnidaria; Anthozoa; Malacalcyonacea; Plexauridae.